This is a messenger RNA of Alternaria ventricosa, 948 nucleotides long. RefSeq lists its product as uncharacterized. NCBI's taxonomy places the organism in Eukaryota, Fungi, Ascomycota, Dothideomycetes, Pleosporales, Pleosporaceae. The transcript has a single exon. Gene Ontology annotation, biological process: sterol metabolic process. Gene Ontology annotation, molecular function: iron ion binding; monooxygenase activity; oxidoreductase activity, acting on paired donors, with incorporation or reduction of molecular oxygen. The record is from RefSeq and is a predicted model, not a curated record. The coding region runs from base 1 to 948 and encodes 315 amino acids.
AUGGCGGUACUUGAUGUCGUCCAGCGGUUUUCAGAUAUCAACCCCUUCUUCUUCGCAAUAGUCGGGCUAGCCUUGACAGCGUGCGCUAUUGGCGCACUAUCCUACUCGCAUCGCGUCCCUGGGAAUGCGCCACCUCAAGUCAAAGACGAUCUUCCAGUCGUCGGGGCUCUUGGUUUCUGGACCCGAAGAUGGGAAUGGUGGAGCGAGCGACGCGACCAGUCCAAGACGGGAACCUUUUCUUUCCAUGCUGGACCGAACAUGAUUGUUGCGCUUUCAGGAGACAAAGGACGCCAGCUAUUCUUCGAGUCGAAAGAUCUGGGCUUCACCGAAGGAUAUGCUGUACUGUUCGGUAACUCGCCCAAAGUUUCCAGGACCAUCACUGCCGAGGAUAAUAAUCUCAGCUUCAGCGCCAUGUUCCAUCGCCGUCUUAGCUUCUUCUUAAAGAACGACCAAUUCCGUCGCAAACUACCGAUCUUGAUAUCCGACACAAAGCAAGCUCUCGAAGCCAUCAAGAAUGAGCCCAGUGGCCGCACCAAUCCCUUCGAGAGCCUGUACCGGAUCGUCUUCCGCCUCACCAUCCGCAUGGUAGGCGCUACUGAGAUUGCCGAAGACCCUCAGAUGCUGGAGGAGGUUCUAAAGAUGUUUGAGACGAUUGAAAGCAGCUCUACCGCUACGUCAGUCUUGUUCCCGAAGCUCCCUUCACCGGCUCUCUUGAAGCGGAACUGGGCAGGAGCGCAACUCUAUAUGAUGAUCGACAAAAUCAUCAAGAAGCGUGCGGCAAGCGAUGAAAAGCACGAUGACGCGCUGCAGUACUUGCUGGAUCAGGGUGAUCGCGCCGAGAGAGUCGCUCAGUUCGUCGUUGGAGCGUUGUUCGCCGGUCUACUCAACAGCGGUAUCAACGUAGCCUGGAUGAGUGGAUCUAAACCUGUCCAUCCCUUGUACGAGUAG